AUGUCGCCGCGUACCAGCACCAGGCUCGCGGCGAAAGCGCUGCAAACAGCCAAGGCGACACCGGCCCCAGCAAUCCCAGCAGCCCGAACAACUCGAACAGUCCCAGCAGUCCCAGCAGUGUUAGCAACCCCAGCAACCCCAGCAUCCCCAACAACACCACCAAUCCGGCUCUUCGAGCACGUGGCUGCUUGGGAAACGUGGCUCGAGGCGAACCACACCGACCCGACGGGCUUGUGGUUGAAGAUCAGCAAAAAGGGCAGCGCCAUCGCAUCUAUCACCUACGACGAGGCCCUCGACACGGCACUGUGUUUCGGGUGGAUCGACGGGCAGAAAAAGAGCCACGACGUGGACCACUUCCUGCAGCGGUUCACGCCGCGUCGCAAGCGAAGCAUGUGGUCGCAGCGGAACUGCGCCAAGGUCGCCGUGCUCGUUGAGACAGGGCGCAUGCGGCCGGCGGGCCAGACAGAGAUCGACGCCGCGAAGGCGGAUGGGCGGUGGGAAAAGGCCUACUCUUCGUCCAGCCUGAUGGAAGUUCCCGACGAUUUCCAGGCGGCGCUCGGUCGAAACAAGAAGGCCAAGACAUUCUUUGAGGGCCUGGGAAAGACCAAGCGCUACGCGUUUUUGUGGCGCAUCGCGACCGUGAAACGGGAAGAGACGCGUAAAAAGAAGAUUGAGCAGUUUGUGGGGUUGUUGUCGGAGGGGAAGACGCUAUGGAGAUACCGAGCAUCAUGCUGCUUCGAACCUAAAUCCGAUCCAGCCUCGCGACUACCUCUUGAAGACUUAUUGAGCCCCACCAUUUCCGUGUUCGGCCACCCUCGUCGUAUCGAGAAGCGCGAGGACGGUGGCGUAUACUUGUUAGCACCCUGCCGAGGGAGCGUGGUGCCUCGCCUGCGCUCCCGGCCGAUGCUGGGUACCAUUCCCGCCGCCUCUUCUCCUCGACCCAAACAUCACACCCGAUUCUCAUGGUUCUGGCUGCUGGUUGCCCAAUCGACAAGCUCGCCAGCCAGAAGGCUGGGCGCAUUACAUAAUGCGGCGCGGCUCUUCCUCUCGCGACCCGCCUGCCCUGUCUGUGGUCCUGAGGACCUGAGGAAGAGGCCUCGCCGCUUCGCCGGUAUCGUGACUUUUCCUCCCCGGCAAUCUCCUACCAUGGGGACACCGCAACUGCAGCACACAUUUGUCGCUGAGACUGGGCAGCCGCCCCAGCGACGCCGCAAGGCGCGGUUGGCUUGCAACCCCUGCCGGGCGCGCAAGACAGGAUGCGACGGAAGAAGGCCAGUGUGCACCGCUUGCUCGCUCCGAGGCUGGGACGACAAAUGCGGUUAUCCGGACAGUGUCAUGCAGCCAUCAGCAGCACUGCAGAGCAGAUCGCUGCUGGCUCAUUUCCGGCGCUGCAAUACGCGUGGCGGUUGGGCUGGGCUUACACACCACGCCCAAGAGGCAGCUCAACCAGCUGGAACGAGAGAUGCGCCGACGCGUGUGGUUCGGCGGUUGUAUUUGCCUAGAUCAGUACGGAGCCCGAUCCGAGUCCUCCCUGCGCGCAGCCUAGUAACCAACGUGACAGGAUCCUCUCCGCCAUAUUUGCUCGACCCCGGGUUCAUCGUCCCAGGCCUUACCGACACACCUCUUCCCCUCGCCAUCGACGAGGAAUAUCUAUCGACCACCGAGGAAGGACGUCAGCCCGACGGCGUGCCCUCGCGUAUGGACAUGAUUCUCUAUACGGUAAAACUCCUGAAAGUCGUCGAAGAGAUGCGAGCGAGCGCGCGGGCACCGCGCAUCAAACUCAGACCGGGGAGUCAAGACAUCACACUGCCAGAUCCCACCGCUCUGCUCAGCAUCAAUACCAAAGUCGACGACCUCCUCAACGAACUGCCCGAACAUUUACGUGUAGGUGCUGACUACUCCAACUUUCCCCUCAACCGGGAGGAAGUAAAAUUCUUUCAAACACAAAGCCACGCCAUUCGUUUCCGGCUGUCGCUCUUCCGGGUCUUCCUCCUCCGCCCGUCCCUUCUCGCCGAGGCGCAACGGUGGGCCUCGCGGGAUUCCGCCCCGGUACAAACGGCAUCAUUGGUAUUUCAGGAGCGACUCCAUUAUGAAAUAUGCAACCAGUGCUUGAAUACGGUGCACGAAAUGCUGGAAGAGAUACACACAAGUCUCGCCACAAGCGGAGGUAUUUCGGCGUGGUACGCGCUGCAUUGUAUGAAAGUAUUCCCUUGGUGCCCGGCCGCGAUGCUAACACCCCGCAUCAGUUACCUUUGCGUCAGCCACCAUUCUUCUCGUGGCUACUCUUUCACCACAUCUCGGCGUCCAUAUCGCCUCCGCCGCGCGAGGCAUCGGAGUGCUCCUCCGGUAUCGCCAGGCUAUCGCCAUGCGCACCGACUUGUCAAUGGCAGCCACACCACUUCCAGCAACCACACGCACACUCGCAGCCGUGGGAUCAAACAAACACGAUCCCUCCUCCGAACAUGGGGACAUGGAUGA
Messenger RNA from Chaetomium globosum CBS 148.51, 2478 nucleotides. RefSeq lists its product as uncharacterized. The coding region runs from base 1 to 2478 and encodes 825 amino acids. Gene Ontology annotation, cellular component: nucleus. NCBI's taxonomy places the organism in Eukaryota, Fungi, Ascomycota, Sordariomycetes, Sordariales, Chaetomiaceae. Gene Ontology annotation, molecular function: DNA-binding transcription factor activity, RNA polymerase II-specific; RNA polymerase II cis-regulatory region sequence-specific DNA binding; zinc ion binding. Gene Ontology annotation, biological process: positive regulation of transcription from RNA polymerase II promoter by galactose. The record is from RefSeq and is a predicted model, not a curated record. The transcript is spliced from 7 exons.